This is a messenger RNA of Cuculus canorus (common cuckoo), 1725 nucleotides long. RefSeq names its product kelch domain containing 8B (gene KLHDC8B). The record is from RefSeq and is a predicted model, not a curated record. Gene Ontology annotation, molecular function: protein binding. The transcript is spliced from 6 exons. The coding region runs from base 231 to 1292 and encodes 353 amino acids. Lineage: Eukaryota; Metazoa; Chordata; Aves; Cuculiformes; Cuculidae.
AUGCCGGCUCACUUCUGUCUGGUUUUAAAGCAAACUUUUGUAGCUUGUCGCUGUUGUGAGUUCCCUGCCUGCCCUUGGCUCUGCCUCUGGCAGGUGCAGAGCCCUGUCCCAGCUCAGCCCAGGGGGGAUAAAGGAGUCGGCAGGCAGAGCCGGGCCAGCACUGAGUCAGGCCGGAUGGGCAACACGGCAGGGCAAGGGCCUGGGGACCCCCCGGGUGGCUGAACUGGUCCAUGGCGGCGGGCGCGGGUGCCUUCGCGUGGGCCACCUUCCCUGCUAUGCCCACGCGACGCGUGUACUGCAGCGCUGUGCACUGUGACGGGCAGCUCUUCGUUCUGGGCGGCUGUGGGAGUGGUGGGCGAGCCCUGGGUGCCACCGAAGUGCUCGACCUCCCAGCCCAGCGCUGGACCACACUCCCGCCACUGCCCACGCCGCGGGCCGGUGCUGCCGCCCUUGCCCUGGGCAAGCAGAUUCUGGUGAUGGGUGGUGUGGAUGUGGCACAGAGCCCUCUCGCCUCCGUUGAGAUUUACCAUGUGGAUGAGGGCAAGUGGGAGAAGAAGGCAGCGCUGGCUCAGCCGUCCAUGGGCAUCUCAGCCAUACAGAGAGAUGGAGCUGUCUAUGCACUGGGCGGAAUGGGUGCAGACACCUCUCCCCAGGCACUGGUCCGUGUCUACGAGCCGACGAAGGACCACUGGCAGCCCCUGCCCUCCAUGCCCACCCCCUGCUAUGGGGCUUCUGCCUUCCUGCAGGGCAACAAGAUCUUCGUCCUGGGGGGCCGUCAGGGCAAGCUGCCUGUCACCGCUUUCGAGGCCUUCGACCUGGAGACAAGGAGCUGGAUGCGCUACCCCAGCGUGCCCAGCCGCCGUGCUUUCGCUGCCUGUGCCAUGGUCGAUGGUGUCUUCUUCAGCCUGGGGGGACUGCAGCAGCCAGGACCACACAAUUUCUAUUCCCGUCCCCACUUCGUUAACACUGUGGAGAUGUUCGAUCCUGUGCAGGGUGCAUGGAGCAAGCCAAGCCGUGCUGUCCGCAUGAGGGAGAAGAGAGCUGACUUCGUAGCUGGCUGCCUAGGAGGAAGAGUGGUGGCUGUGGGUGGCCUUGGGAACCAGUCCUGCCCGCUGGACUCAGUGGAAGGGUUCAGCCUCUCACGGAAGAAGUGGGAGCCACUGCCUCCCAUGCCUACUGGCCGCUGCUCCUGUUCCAGCUGCCCAACGCCCAGCCUGCUCUUCGUCAUCGGUGGAGUGGCCCAGGGCCCCAGUGGCGCCGUUGAGGCUCUAUGCCUGCGUGAGGUGCCCUGAGCAGGACCCCGGGGACCAGCCCCGACCGAGCACCAAGUGCCUGAAGACGGGGACAGGGUGUGCACGCACCUGCACGUGCAGGUGACCGGGCUCUGGGGAGCUCCCAUCCCAUAAUGCCGGGCACCGGAGCAGCCGUGGUUUCUUGCCAUGCUUGGAUACCCCUCUUGGCUCCUGUGCUACUGCAGCAGCAGAGCCCAGGGCAAAAUCCUGCCUGGUGGGAGGGCUGUGGCUGCCAGCACGGAGGGAGUGGCGGUGGCAGGACUGUCGCUGGCCGCGCUGCCUCGUCCGGCCCCGUCUGUGCUGUGGCAUGUCCGUGCCAUGUGUGUAGCAGUGAGUGCUGUGUCGUCGUAGACCCAGUCGAUGUCUCAUGUAGCACAGAGGUGCCCUGUAGCUCAGUGCCUAGGAGGUGAUGUAGCACCUCAAAUAAAUGAAA